AAAUAGGCGAAAGUUCCUCUAGUUUAUAUCACAUUGCUUAUCUUUGUGUAUCUGAGAAAAGUUAGGGAAAGAACAGGAGAUUAAGGAAGUCCAACCAACUGUGCACACACAGCAUGCACUAUCUGCAUGUUGGUUGACAGAAUACAAAGUCCACCCAAAGACUGGUCUCUCUCUCUCUGUGUGAUGUUUCUGAAAGGGACAUUAGAUGUUUGAAUACACAUGUAAUGGUCAUUUACCUCUGUGUGCACAAUAGAAUACUGUUGAAGUAGUACAAGCAAGAGAAAUAGAGAAUUAAUGGAGUCUCAGAGAGUUGUAUAACAUGCAUCGUUUCUUAAAACUGCAGUAAACGUGAAAAUACAUCCCAUGAUAGUCAGGAUUACUUAUUGUGACUAUUCAAGAGUGCCUCAUGAAUAUUCAUAAACUUAAUGCUCUGCCAUUCUGUCCUUUCUCGUCUUUGCUUGGAAAUAAAAUAAUUCGCUGGGUCACUCAAGCCGAUUAGCUCAGGUAAAAUCUAUGCGAAUAAUAGCAAAGGUAUGUUUUUAUCACCUUAUGGAGAACUAGUCAAAUAUUGCGCGAACUGGUGGACUCUUGUGAAUUUAUGUAUCUGUUUAAACAUUCCUCGUUCCGGGCUCCGUGGACUCUGAUAUUUAAAAGAAAGAGAGAGAUUUCUGUAUGAAAGGAAUGCAGGCACUGUGGUUAUAAAACAUGGCACUCUUCUGAUGUGCACUCAGGUGUGAGAGGAAGCCCCAACCUCACCUGGGCAGCCAUAUUGGUCGCGUUUACACAUAGAAAAAACACGGGAUGAACUAACUCUCUUCGUUUAGAAAUGAGAUACGAGGAAUUGAGAUGUCAGUGAUUUGAUAAACACAGACUGUUUGUGUGUCUGCCUGUAAGUUGUCGAGGACUUCCAAACCUCCCAGUGACAAUGACAGACGGAAUGGGACUCAGGAAGCGCUACUUCAGGCCCAGCGACAAUUCUCUUGUCUCAGAGGAGUUGUCUAAUCGCCUGUCAAAGCUGAAUGACCUGAAAGGGAAAAAUGGGGUCAAAAGUACAAUGGUUAACCCAUAUUCGAAACCAGUCAAAAGAAAACCCAGUUUUGAGUCCAAGUAUGGCAAGGCGCCCUCAGAGCCGGACCAGCGGUCAGACAAUGCCUCACCCCUCACUUCAGCUGCUGGGAGGGUACCCCCUGUGUAUGAGGUCAGCCCAAGGACGCCCAGCUGUACUCCCAGUGUAACUGUUAACGGUGAUCAGACCCCUCCCCCUGUCCCCCCUCGGGCCCCAAUCAUCACUUCCUCAGAGACAGUAGUCGUGGAAACCAGCGUGCCUGGUAACCUUUCUUCCACGGCCCGACUUCAGGCACCCCCUAUGAUGGUUCAGCCGACAGGGGGACAGGUACUGAAGACCAACCCCACCACCCCCCAACAGUAUAUUGCCUUCAGUACAGUUCAGGUGGCGCAGUCGACGCCCCCACCCCAAUCCCAGAAUCCCCCAACAUCCUCCUCAUCUGGCAGCGGUCCGGUCACGCCCCAGAGAGGAAUGAGCCCAGUGGGUCGACAGCCAGUGAUUAUUCAGAACGCCAAGAGCCACCCAGUGCAUUACAACUCUAGUGCUAACAGUGCUGGACAGAACACUGGUAUAACAAUAAAGUGUCCGCCGCCUUAUAGUCAAAGUCAGACUACUAGAGCAGCCACAGUGAAAAUAUCUGGAAACAAUUUAAAUAGUGUUCAAAUAAAGUUACCGAAGCCACAGGGCUCCCAACCCCAACCUAUGCACACAUGGGGAGCGAAACAACAGCAGAUCGUGAUGCACGCGGUAGAGAGUGUGGCCGUUUCUAAACCUAUGUUACAGAUGGCGACCGGUCCUGGUCAGUCACCACAGAACCCCCAGACAACAUCGGGGAGCUACAUAUCGUCCUACCAGGCUCAGAUCAAUCCCACCAACAAUGGGAUUCCCUCUGCCUCUCAGCUCCAGGCGUCUAACAACAUACAGAUCCAGAUCACACGUCAGUCACCCCAGAUGUUGACCCCCGAGCAGUAUGCACACCUCCAGACCCAGGGAACCAAGCGGGGCCUUCAGACUCGUAUCAGCGGGGUUCCUCAGUACCCGAACCUCCAGUACGGAGGACUGUAUUAUAGGCCUGCCUCUGACACCCCCACCUCGACGCCGAGGUCAGACUCCCCGAAUUCUUCACGAGCAACGAAUCAGUCGCCCAUGUCUAUUCAUUCUACCACUUCCACCCCCUCCACGAACUCUGAUAUUCCGGACAAGCCCCCACCUCCGUAUCCUGGGCGGUCGGUGCAGGUGGUGCAGCCUAUACUUCAGCCUGUACCACAAUACAACCAGGCCCCCUCACAGUUUCAACACCUUCAUCAGUUACAACAUCAAAUCACUGCAAUGUCUACACAUGUACACCAGGGGUUUACUCCCCUGCAGGGUCCCCAUACAGUGGCACCCCCUGUGUAUCACAGUGAUAGCCCCCAGCCCCCCAUUCCUCCCCGUGUGCCUUUAGUGCAAGUGUCAGAAAAUUCUGAGGCUUCCCCUCCCCCAGUUCCCACCUCCAAACCAAAUGUAGGGGUGGGUCCACCGCCGAUACCACCCCCGCCCAACAAACAGACCCCUAAUGUGACUGUGAAUGGAAAUGGUGCCAACAAGGAGGACGAGACAGACGAGACUUUGUCAACGGUGUCUGAUGCAAGUAGUACUCAAGAGAAAACUCGCUGCACCUCACCGAUGCCGGAGAGGAAGAACGAGUUCAAAGACUGUGAUAGACUUCGCCCCGAGGGCAGGUUAAAAAACUACUCGCCCCAGGCCUUUAAGUUCUACAUGGAGCAGCAUGUAGAGAAUGUUCUGAAGGCGUGUAAGGAGAGGGUGACUCGCAGGUUUCAGUUGGAGCGUGAAAUGAACAAAGUGGGUCUCUCUGAAGAUGCUCAGCAACAAAUGCGUCGAAUGCUAAAUCAAAAAGAAUCAAACUACAUUAGGUUACGUCGUGCCAAAAUGAGAAGAGACAUGUUCGAAAAGAUCCAAACUCUUGGAGUUGGAGCUUUCGGGGAAGUUUCGUUAGUGCGGAAAAGGGACGUUGGUCACUUAUAUGCUAUGAAAACCUUACGGAAAAGUGAUGUGCUAAAACGAAAUCAAGUAGCUCAUGUGAAAGCAGAGCGUGAUAUUUUAGCGGAGGCGGAUAACGAGUGGGUAGUGAAGUUAUAUUAUUCCUUUCAGGAUCGUGAUAACUUAUACUUUGUGAUGGAUUACGUGCCGGGCGGCGAUCUGAUGGGACUUUUAAUCAAAUUCGGAAUUUUCAAGGAGGAUUUGGCGCAGUGUUACAUUGCUGAAUUAGUGCUAGCUAUUGAAAGUGUGCAUAAAAUGGGAUUUAUUCAUCGGGACAUCAAGCCGGAUAACAUUCUGAUAGACAAAGACGGACAUAUCAAGCUCACCGACUUUGGAUUGUGUACUGGCUUUCGUUGGACUCACAACUCCAAGUAUUACCAAAAAGAUGGGCUACAUCCACGUCAGGACUCCAUGGACGUUAGUUGUGCAAUGGAAGUAGAAUGUCGCUGUAACGAAAUACUCAAACCCCUAGAACGACGUCGCCAGCGCGAACGACACAGGUGCCUUGCUCAUUCCCUUGUAGGAACACCCAACUACAUCGCACCCGAAGUGCUACUGCGGGAGGGUUACACCUCCUGCUGUGAUUGGUGGAGUGUAGGAGUGAUAUUAUACGAGAUGUUAGUUGGUCAGCCUCCGUUCUAUGCAAACACACCGGCAGAAACCCAGUGGAAGGUGAUUCACUGGGAUGAAACACUAAAGAUUCCAGCGGAGGCUAACCUUUCCGAGGCUGCCAAGGACCUCAUUAUCAAGCUGUGUUGUAGCGCGGACAAGCGACUUGGUCGAAACGGGGCCACAGAAAUCAAGCGGCAUCCCUACUUUAAAGACAUUAAUUUCGAAGGCCUGCGCAAGUCACAGCCUCCGUGGAAACCAAAAAUAAAGCAUGCCAUGGACACCUCUUACUUUGACGAAAUAGACGGUAAAUUUGAUGAUGAUUCUGAUGAAGAAAUGCAGAAGCCCGAUCAUCCAAUAAAUGGAAAACAUCCGGAGCAUGCUUUCCUGGAGUUUACAUUCCGCAGGUUCUUUGAUGACGGAGGUCAUCCGUACCCAUCAAUGAAGGAAGACCCAUGUCCCCCUGUAGUGGACUUGAACCAGGACCCCCCAACCAGUAAAGACUCCUCCAGUGCACCGGUGUAUGUCUGAUAUCUGUGAAUAUCUGGUGCAAGUUUGUGAUAUCUAUUGAUGUCUGUUUGUCGUAUAUCCAUGUACGUCAGAUAUUAGCAUAUUCUAACAAUAAGUGGCACUAUCAGAAGUGCUUACUUUGGAGUCUUUUCAGGACGUUAGAAGCACCCAAAUUCUUAACUUGUAAUCACUUUGAAUUCGUAAACCAUAUCAUAACCUAUUAUUUAACUUGAAAGGAAUUUAAAUUUUUUAAGGAACAAUGUUUUUCAACUAUUGUGAACAAAGAAUAAAAAUGGGUGAAUUUUUUCUUACAAGGAUAAUUGGAAUGAGUCAUAUUUAGUAAGGAGGAGUGUCCUCCAUUUUUAUUGCCUGGUAAACUAAGGCCAUUAUGUCUGUGUCACGUCAUUUUGACGACUCGGGGCAGAUGCCUUUUGGUCAUAGAGGGGUGCACGAGGAACACACGUCUUUCAUUUAAUACAUUAUUAACAAGAAGUUAUUUGUUAAUCAAGGUCUUUCAAAUGUUUGUUUUGUAUUCUGUAUGUAGUGAAUCUAGUGUUGUAUAAACAAGACAGGGUGAUGCUAAUUAGUGGAAAGUACACCAUUGUACAAACAUUAUUAUAUUAAUAUAUAUAUCUAAUUCAUUCAAAAAGUUCACUGUUGACAAUUAAAGUAGAGAUAUUUUCUUUAUCAAUAAACUUAAAACGUGAAAAGAAUCUUGUAUGUAGAUAUUAAGAAAACAUUGUUUUUAUGGUGGGAGAAAAUACUGAGAUUUCGGAACAUCGAAACGAUGGGAAUAUUUUAAGGGCUUAGCAAGACGACUUCUUUAUAUUCAAGUCACAAAAAAGGCAAAGAUUGGUCACAAUCAUGUAGAAAUAUUACACAUGAAACAGGAUUUCUGAGAAUCGACUCGCUGUGGUCGUACCUGAGGAUGCUAGAACCUCACUCUGUUGUGUACUCUGCUAUUUUAUGUUCUUUAUUUGGAAAGAAUUUGGAAUUUUACAAGAAUCCCUAAUGCAGCAAUGCUAAUAGCUUUUUAUAUAAAACUAAAGAUAUUGUUCAAUAGCAAUCAGAGAGAGAGAGAGAGAGAGGAGAGAGAGAGAGAGAGGAGAGAGAGAUGGUUGUGUUUUGAUUAAAUGUUAAGUUUGAAUGUAUUGUUGAUUUUUUAUCAUGUUCUCCCUAUAGGAGAGGUGAAUUUGUUGCCUUAGUAUUUUUGCAUUGUUUAUGAAUGGGGCAUUAGGGGCUUUGUGACUGCUAUUGAACAACUAUUUCCCCCCAAACCCCGUUCCCAUUCACCCCCUCCUAACCUCAUGAUCAUUGUAAAUACUCAUCCUAUCAUUAUUAUGUAAAGUUGUGAUAUAUAUCUUUUUAAGCUUAGAGCUUAUGAUGAACGACAAGGUGCAUUAUCUGUAGAUUUCAGUGUUUUUUUAUUUAUGUACAGAGGUGAAUGCAAAGCAUCCUGGGAUUGUACAGAUGUGGUCAAAAGUGUAAAUAUUGUACAGUGUAAAACUAAAAUGUCCGACCACAUUAUUGUCUGAGGGUAUGUACAGAACUAAACAAAACUAUAAAGGGAAUAUGUAAAGUAUACUGGCAAUAUUCUCAAAUAAAAUAUAAAAAUCUGA
Molecule: messenger RNA, 5844 nt
Organism: Magallana angulata
Lineage: Eukaryota; Metazoa; Mollusca; Bivalvia; Ostreida; Ostreidae
Product: serine/threonine-protein kinase LATS1-like
Exons: 6
Coding region: 926-4246 (1106 amino acids)
Biological process (GO): G1/S transition of mitotic cell cycle; positive regulation of apoptotic process; hippo signaling
Molecular function (GO): protein serine/threonine kinase activity; ATP binding
Source: RefSeq, a predicted model, not a curated record